AAGUCGGGCGCUAAGGAGCAGCGCCCGAGCAGAACACCACACGUCAUGUUGCGAUGGAUGAAAAAAUCAAACGCAAAUGACUCGGACGCGUACACGUCAACCAUAGAUGGGAUGAAGAAAGUGUACAAGAAGUUUGUGAGACCCCUGGAGGAGUUGUACAGAUACCAGGAGUUUUAUUCUCCACUUCUUACUGACAGUGAUUUCGACGCCCCCACAGUGAUGUUGUUGGGUCAGUACUCGACUGGUAAGACGACGUUUAUAAAGUACCUGCUAGAGACUGUACCCGGACUGAGGAUAGGACCGGAGCCCACUACCGACAAGUUCGUGGCCAUCAUGCACGGGGAACAGGAUCAGAUAAUUCCUGGUAACGCGUUGGUAGUCGAUCAGCGACAUCCAUACAAGGUCCUAACAAGGUUUGGAAACAAUUUCCUGCAGCGAUUCGAAGCUGCUGUUAUCAGGAACCCUGUCCUUCAAGGCCUCAACCUGUUGGAUACACCCGGAGUACUAGCUGGAGCUAAGCAGACAGUCAACAGAGGAUAUGACUUUACUGGGGUCGUCAAAUGGUUCGCUGACAGAGUCGAUAUGAUUGUCAUGCUUUUCGACGCUCACAAAUUGGACAUUUCGGACGAGUUUUCUCAAACAUUCCAGGCUUGUAAAGGAAACGAUACAAAGAUUCGUAUUGUGUUGAACAAGGCUGAUAAAGUAACAAAUCAACAGCUGAUGAGGGUGUAUGGAGCUCUGAUGUGGUCGCUUGGAAAAGUGCUCGCCACCCCAGAGGUGGGUGGGCCCUAGAGUUUUUACAUUGGAUACUGGGGACCACCACAAAACGUUGAUCACAGAAAGUUAUUUGAGAUGGAAGAGGAAGAUUUGUUUAAGGACAUCCAGUCCGUUCCCCGGGGAUCCAUUGUGCGGAAACUUAACGAUCUGGUUAAACGAUGCCGGAUCGCCAAAACCCACGCUUACAUCAUGUCUCACUUUAAAAACGAGAUGCCUGUGUUCGGAAAGGAAGCCAAAAUGAAGCAAAUGAUCGCAAAUCUACCCAAGAUUUUCCAACAAAUAGAACAAACAACAGGAAUACCUGCUGGAGAUUUCCCCAACACUGAGGAGUUCGCAGAGAAACUGAAAACAUUUGACAUCACUAAGUUAGCGAAACUGAACCAAGCUAUGAUAGACGCGUUAGAUAAGAUGAUAGCUACAGAACUGCCUCGUCUCAUGGCACAAGUGCCUCAAGACCAGGAGCUGGCUAAUGAUGAUUACAUGAUGUCGGUGAGAAAACGAGACGGAGGUGCUCUGUUCGAGGCUGACAUGACUCCCUUUGGAGACGGAGCCACCAUGGAUAUCCUCACCACUCCUCUCUUGGUUAAAGAAUUCGUACACGAGUUUGAGAAACUCGGUCCUAGCUCUGAUGGUAAGAUUAACGGCACACAAGCCAAACAGCCUAUGCAGGAGUCAAUCCCUAACGCCACCCUCCGCCGGAUCUGGACUCUUGCCGAUUUGGAUAAGGACGGGAAACUGGAUCUGAGAGAAUUUGCCAUUUGUAAGCAGCUCAUGAAAAUGAAACUCGACGGACACGAUUUACCGGUUGAGAUACCCGAUGUGUGGGUUUCACCGAUGGCUGAGUAACUAAAGUAGAUAUUAUGAUUAAUGUGUUGUGUGUUCUUUCAUAUUAUGAGAUAUCAUGUUAUAUUUGCACACGUGCGCGGCGUUCGCCCCAAUGUGGUGAAUAUUAUAGAGAUGUAGGUUAAAAGUGUUGGAACUUGAUAAGAUUGUGAGAUUAGGUCCUUGAUAAUACCAUUCUUAAUCGUCACAGUUACAUUAAAUACAUUUGUACCUAAUUGUCUUAUCAUUGAAAUGUAAUCUUGUAUUUCUUGAGUAAUGUAAUGCAUGCGGAGGUUGGCCACUGUAAUACCUGUGGCUUGGUUACUUAAAGGUAAAUUGAAUAUUAUUAAUUUUUUAUCUUUCCGGUCCAAUUUAUUUUUGGAGAUUGAAAAUAAUUCUAUUUUGCCAAAUGGAGCACAAAAUCAAAGUUUGUGUGUAACCUAAUACAUUGAAGGUGUGCGAAACUGUUUUCGGUCAGUUGGCAAGUUUUACUCAUAAACGGUAUGUGGAUUAGGUUGUUUGAUUUGAUGUUUGUUAUUGAUCAAAAUGAGUUAGCAGUGAAUUUAGCGUUUGUUUGAAGGAUGUUUCAGGAAAUUCCGGGAAAUUAAUGUUUCAGUUUUUACUAUAUUUUUAAUUUUUGCAUGCCUGAUUGUUUUGUAAAUCUGACGUUGUUUAAUAGAUUUACUUAUUUAAAACAGUCCUAUUUUAAAACUACUUUUGAUUUGGUGA
Messenger RNA from Bolinopsis microptera, 2328 nucleotides. RefSeq names its product EH domain-containing protein 1-like. Gene Ontology annotation, molecular function: GTP binding; protein binding; calcium ion binding. The record is from RefSeq and is a predicted model, not a curated record. NCBI's taxonomy places the organism in Eukaryota, Metazoa, Ctenophora, Tentaculata, Lobata, Bolinopsidae. Gene Ontology annotation, biological process: endosomal transport; endocytosis. Gene Ontology annotation, cellular component: cytoplasm; plasma membrane.